Helobdella robusta is the source of this 657-nucleotide messenger RNA. RefSeq lists its product as hypothetical. The transcript has 5 exons. The record is from RefSeq and is a predicted model, not a curated record. Bases 1 to 657 code for a protein of 218 amino acids. NCBI's taxonomy places the organism in Eukaryota, Metazoa, Annelida, Clitellata, Rhynchobdellida, Glossiphoniidae.
AUGGAAUCAAUGCAACGGUUGGUACAUUUAAUGGUGCCUGGUGACGAUGUGGACCCCAACUCAAGAGCACUGCUUCCCAAGUUAUUUUUCAAAAGCAUCAGAUGUUUUCGGAGCAAUCUCAACCAAAACCAUGUUACGAUACAGUCCGCGAGUAUAAUGGACUUGAUAAUGAAUUUAAAAUUUAACGCAUUUUGGAACACUAACUCAGCAGCAUUUCACAAGAUUUUAGAAAACCUAGAAAUUCUUGCCAUACCCGGCUACCAAAGACAAAUGAGGCGUUUGGAAUCGAGGAAUUUUAUUGAAUCAAUAAGUGGUUCGUGGCAAGUGCAAAUGAAGAAAUACCUGGAAAGUUCAGAAAACAAGGACAACAUUGAAAACGACAUCAUCUACCAAAAUUUUACGACUAUUGUGACAAAAAGCACCAAAGACGGAUUGAAACUGAGUAAAGAGAGUUAUGGAAAAAUUCUUAAUGGAUGUGGCGUUUCUCAAAUUGUGUAUUGGGUGUCAAAUAAUGGUAACGUAACACUAGAGGUUAGGAGCUUUCUGUUUGUGGAUAUCAAGCUUAUGAAUCUUGUGCCAACAGUUAUCAACAUUGUUCCACAGCCAGCUCCAGAUAAAUUAAAUGCCACCAACAACAAACUUUAUAAAGUAGGCUGA